GAUCCCCCCCUCCACCGACACCCAGCAAUCAACCCUCAGGCCUUCCAUACCGCGCCUCGGAACUCUCCAAGGCGGUUCUCUCUCCACUCCUCUCCUCCUCCGCCCACCACGACCGGCAAUGCCUCUCAUCCAACCUGCCCGCUGCGCCCAGCGCGUCACCGCCUCCCUCCCGUCCCGCACGCCCGCCACGACACACUCCGCCAUCCGCCGGUCAAUUUCAACCUCGCAGUCGCUACGGUCGGGCUCACACGCCCACGAGGACCACUACGACCCGCCAUCCGGAUGGCUCUUCGGCGUGCGACCGGGCGAGAAGUAUCAGAACGAGGGGUGGGAGAAGGUCUGGGUCUAUGGCUUCUUUGGCAGUUUAGCGCUGGGUGUUGUCGGGUAUGCUUUUAAGCCAGAUACGAGCAUACAAACAUGGGCUCUCGAAGAAGCGCGGCGACGGCUGGAAGCUGAGGGCAUACUCCCGGAUCCGGAUCUGAAGAAAGGCAACGACGCGAACUAGACUCGGAUGAUCAAUAGUUGCACGCAGGGCUUUGUUUCAAGUUACGGAGAUCGAACGUCUUUCGACUUGGUCCGAAACUGAUCCUCAUCGACUGAGGCCAAGUCUGGAGACGAAGAAAGGCGGAUGGAAUUGUACAUAAUCUUGAGCGCAGACGCGGGAUUUCCUUUGAGUGGCACGGUAACUACAGCAUAGAGUUUGGACUGGCUUAUUGCCUUACAUUUUCGACAAUACCACAUGUUUUGUCACCAAAUCAAAAUGUCUUCGAAGCUUAGCCUCCCCCAGCUAACGGUCCUCUUACACCCGAAAUCGCUGAGACGAGAUGGCAAGUAGAACAAACUUGCAAAGGUUCCCAUUUAGGCAUGUACUAUCUGUGGGUUCCUGACUAGUUUCAUCAUCAUCACCUCCCCUCUAUCAGGGCUGUCAGUCAUAUUCGCUACAUGAACCACAAACAAAUUGAUCAGUG
Mytilinidion resinicola is the source of this 968-nucleotide messenger RNA. RefSeq names its product NADH:ubiquinone oxidoreductase 11.6kD subunit. The record is from RefSeq and is a predicted model, not a curated record. Lineage: Eukaryota; Fungi; Ascomycota; Dothideomycetes; Mytilinidiales; Mytilinidiaceae. Bases 119 to 505 code for a protein of 128 amino acids. The transcript has 2 exons.